GGCCGGUCUCCUACCACGGAGGCCUUUGUUCAAAGCUUCCGUGGCGGCUGUGAUGAAGCUGUUCAGAGCUUACCUUGUUCCCACUUGUCUCUUGCGAGGCACAUGAGGGAUUUAAAGGUGCAGCAUCAUGGUUAUGAAAGCUUCAGUAGAAGAUGAUGAUUCAGGAUGGGAACUCGGUAUGCCUGACAAGAUGGAAAAGAGUAAUACAAGCUGGAUAGAUAUAACCCAGGAUUUCGAAGAAGCUUGUAGAGAACUGAAGUUAGGAGAACUGCUUCAUGACAAGCUUUUUGGUCUCUUUGAAGCCAUGUCUGCCAUUGAAAUGAUGGAUCCCAAGAUGGAUGCUGGUAUGAUUGGAAACCAGGUUAACAGAAAGGUUCUUAACUUUGAGCAAGCUAUUAAGGAUGGCACCAUUAAAAUAAAGGAUCUCACUUCACCUGAGCUGGUAGGAAUAAUGGAUACAUGUUUUUGUUGUUUGAUAACAUGGUUAGAAGGACAUUCCUUGGCACAGACAGUAUUCACUUGCCUUUAUAUUCAUAAUCCAGACUUCAUAGAAGAUCCUGCUAUGAAGGCUUUUGCUCUUGGGAUCCUAAAAAUCUGUGAUAUUGCCAGAGAAAAGGUUAACAAAGCAGCUGUUUUUGAGGAGGAAGAUUUUCAGUCAAUGACUUACGGAUUUAAAAUGGCCAACAGUGUGACAGAUCUUAGAGUUACAGGUAUGCUGAAAGAUGUAGAAGAGGACAUGCAAAGACGAGUGAAGAGCACUCGAAGUCGACAAGGAGAAGAGAGAGAUCCAGAAGUUGAACUUGAAAUGAGUGCAGUUGUGGAAGCUCAGAAACUAAUGACUCAGGCAGCUGACUUGCUUUCUGCUAUCCACAAUUCAUUGCAUCAUGGUAUGCAGGCACAGAAUGAUACCACUAAAGGAGAUCAUCCUAUUAUGAUGGGCUUUGAACCCCUGGUUAAUCAGAGAUUGCUGCCCCCAACUUUUCCUCGAUAUGCAAAAAUAAUUAAAAGGGAAGAAAUGGUCAGUUAUUUUUCCAAACUAAUAGACCGAAUAAGAACUGUAUGUGAAGUAGUCAACUUAACUAAUUUGCACUGUAUACUGGACUUCUUCUGUGAGUUUAGUGAGCAAUCACCAUGUGUUCUUUCAAGAUCCCUGUUACAGACAACUUUCCUAGUAGAUAAUAAGAAGGUGUUUGGCACUCACCUCAUGCAAGACAUGGUGAAAGAUGCUUUAAGGUCUUUUGUCAGUCCUCCAGUCCUUUCUCCAAAAUGUUGUCUUUAUAAUAAUCACCAGGCGAAGGACUACAUUGAUUCCUUUGUGACACAUUGUGUUCGGCCAUUCUGUAGUUUGAUUCAAAUCCAUGGACACAAUAGAGCUCGUCAGAGAGAUAAACUGGGUCACAUUCUUGAGGAAUUUGCCACCCUACAGGAUGAGGCAGAGAAAGUAGAUGCAGCGCUUCAUAGUAUGUUACUGAAGCAGGAACCACAAAGACAACAUUUGGCUUGCUUGGGCACCUGGGUCCUAUAUCAUAACCUUCGUAUUAUGAUACAGUAUCUUCUCAGUGGCUUUGAGUUGGAACUUUACAGUAUGCAUGAAUAUUACUACAUAUAUUGGUACCUGUCAGAGUUCCUCUAUGCCUGGUUGAUGUCAACACUGAGCCGCGCUGACAGCGCUCAAAUGACAGAGGAAAGAAUAAUGGAGGAGCAACAGAAAGGACGUAGUAGUAAGAAAACAAAGAAAAAGAAGAAAGUUCGUCCUCUCAGCAGGGAGAUCACCAUGAGUCAGGCAUACCAAAAUAUGUGCGCUGGGAUGUACAAGACAAUGAUCGCAUUUGAUAUGGAUGGCAAAGUAAGAAAACCUAAGUUUGAACUGGAUAGUGAACAAGUUCGAUAUGAGCACAGGUUUGCUCCAUUCAACAGUGUUAUAACGCCACCCCCAGUGCACUACCUGCAAUUUAAAGAAAUGUCUGAUUUAAAUAAGUAUAGCCCACCUCCCCAGUCAUCAGAUCUCUACAUGGCAGCUAGCAAACACUACCAGCAAGCUAAAAUGAUUCUUGAGAAUAUUCCGAAUCCAGACAAUGAGGUCAGUCGAAUUCUAAAAGUUGCAAAACCCAAUAUUGUGGUCAUGAAGCUGCUGGCAGGAGGCCACAAGAAAGACUCUAAGGUUCCUCCAGAAUUUGAUUUUUCUCCUCAUAAAUACUUCCCAGUUGUGAAGCUUGUUUGAAGGACAAGAAAUUAUUGUUAGGAUACCUGAAGAUACCUGUGUAGCAGAUACCAGCCGUAAGAGGGAUUAUCUAGGCUUACACUCAGACUGCAAGGGACCUCCAGGAUACAAGUACUGUUAUGUGGAAUAUGUGUAGUCUGCUGCCUUCAUCUGAUCUGACAACUGCUGUUUGAAAGUGGUUUGUAUAAAGUUUAAUGCAUUUUAUGUGUGAAGCUGAUUUUAAUCAACUGUAUUGUUGAAGAAUGCCAUACUUUAAUUGAUUUUAUUACAGAGUUAAUCAUAAUUUUUAUUAAUGUGAUCUGAGAGAAAAUGGUGGCUUAGGGACUGAAUAAAAAUCAUGCAAAAUUCUCCAUUCAGUAAAGUCA
This is a messenger RNA of Manacus vitellinus (golden-collared manakin), 2586 nucleotides long. RefSeq names its product N(alpha)-acetyltransferase 35, NatC auxiliary subunit (gene NAA35). The record is from RefSeq and is a predicted model, not a curated record. Gene Ontology annotation, cellular component: NatC complex. Bases 128 to 2221 code for a protein of 697 amino acids. NCBI's taxonomy places the organism in Eukaryota, Metazoa, Chordata, Aves, Passeriformes, Pipridae. The transcript has 22 exons. Gene Ontology annotation, biological process: N-terminal peptidyl-methionine acetylation.